Molecule: messenger RNA, 6710 nt
Organism: Amphiprion ocellaris (clown anemonefish)
Lineage: Eukaryota; Metazoa; Chordata; Actinopteri; Pomacentridae
Gene: grik3
Product: glutamate ionotropic receptor kainate type subunit 3
Exons: 16
Coding region: 750-3677 (975 amino acids)
Biological process (GO): monoatomic ion transport; synaptic transmission, glutamatergic; modulation of chemical synaptic transmission
Cellular component (GO): plasma membrane; postsynaptic membrane; kainate selective glutamate receptor complex
Molecular function (GO): transmitter-gated monoatomic ion channel activity involved in regulation of postsynaptic membrane potential; kainate selective glutamate receptor activity
Source: RefSeq, a predicted model, not a curated record
GUGGAAGGAGGGUCGUCAGACGCACGCAGAUGCACCGCUUUUCCGCACUACCUUUCCAUCCUGUGCAAACUAGGAGAUUUGUUAAACGAACACUGUGUAACAGAGGUCCUUUUCAGUAGAUCUGGACGUCCUUCAACAACCAGCUUCGCGCAAUCGUGCGCAACUGGAGAGGAGCGUCGCGGAGCAGAUUUCCUUCAGUGUUCUGAACUGUUAUAUUAAGUGAAAUGAAGGACUGUAAUGAUUAAACUGCAGCAAGAUCUUUUUUUUUUGAGUCACUGAAGUGUGUUGAAAUUCCUCAGCACUCAUCGUGCAACAUUUUUUCUCUGUCUGUCUUUCGGACGACAGAAUCGUUCGAGGCAACCCAAAGUUCCGCAGGCGCAGUUCUCCUCCACACAGCGGUGCAGGAGUCCGACUCGGCUGUUGCCGUGGUACUUGCCAGUAGAUAGAUAGCAUCGUCGGUAGGAGGGGAUACAGAGACUCCUGCAGGCUUAUUGUAGCAGCCUGCAGUCGCAGGUGUUUCGCUGAUCUGCCUGUGAGGGACUGGCGGGUUCCAUCCUGACCGAGUCGCUCUCAGACUUGUGAGAAACAGAAAAAAGAAAGAAACCCUGGGAGAAUGUUGCACCAAGUACAAUGAGCGCAGACUUGUCGCAGACACUAAAAUCCAUAUAUGCUCCGCCGAUUUCAGUUUUGAUGAGCAAUUCUGACUCGUCUUUGGAAUUUUAAAAAGUGGAUCCCGCGACUUUAUAACCAUGCGAAAUACUUGGCUGUCUCCCCGGAGUGCGAUUUGGGAAUACUGGACAUCGCUGAUUGCAUGUCUCUUUUGGAUUCAGUACACUUACGGGAUGCCUCAUGUUAUUCGAAUAGGUGGGAUUUUCGAACAAACAGACGGACCUGUUUCACUUGUUAGCGCAGAGGAGCUUGCCUUUAAAUUUGCUGUCAAUAAUAUUAACAGAAACAGGACUUUGUUGCCAAACACAACUUUAACAUAUGACAUACAGAGGAUUAAUAUCUAUGACAGCUUUGAGGCAUCAAGAAAAGCUUGUGACCAGCUGUCUUUAGGUGUGGUUGCAAUAUUUGGGCCCUCACAUAGCUCAUCGUCAAAUGCUGUGCAGUCCAUCUGCAAUGCACUGGAAGUGCCACACAUCCAGGUGCGGUGGAAACAUCACCCGAUGGACAACAGGGACACCUUUUAUGCCAAUUUAUACCCAGAUUACUCGUCCUUAAGCUACGCUAUCCUGGACCUGGUGCAGUUUCUCAAAUGGAAAACAGCCACUGUUGUAUAUGAUGAUAGCACAGGUCUUAUAAGACUACAGGAGCUGAUAAUGGCCCCAUCCAGGUACAACAUCCGACUAAAGAUCCGUCAGCUUCCUCUUGACACGCAGGAUACGAGGCCCCUUCUCAAAGAAAUGAAGAGAAGUAGGGAGUUCCGCAUCAUCUUUGACUGCAGUCAUCACAUGGCUGCACAGAUUCUGAAACAGGCCCAGACCAUGGGGAUGAUGACAGAGUAUUACCACUAUAUCUUCACCACUCUGGACCUGAUGGCCAUUGACUUGGAGCCGUAUCGCUUCUGUGGCGUAAACAUGACCGGUUUCCGCAUUCUCAAUGUGGACAAUCCUCAGGUUUCAUCUAUUGUGGAGAAAUGGUCAAUGGAAAGGCAGAUACCACCUAAACCUGACUCCGGCCUGCUGGAGGGAAUCAUGACGACAGAUGCAGCUCUGACCUAUGAUGCAGUCCACAUUGUAUCCGUUUCCUACCAGCAUGCUCCACAGAUGACGGUAAACUCACUGCAGUGCCACCGCCACAAACCCUGGAGAUUUGGAGGACGCUUCAUGAGUUUCAUCAAAGAGUCCCACUGGGAUGGUCUUACGGGGAGACUGUCCUUUAACAAGACAACUGGUCUACGCACAGACUUCGACCUGGACAUCAUCAGUCUAAAGGAGGACGGACUUGAAAAGGUAGGGAAGUGGAGUGCGUCGGGAGGUCUUAACAUCACAGAAGUGCCGAAGCGAAAAGGGAUGAACAUCACUGAUUCCCUGGCUAACCGCUCCCUUGUCAUCACCACUAUCCUGGAGGAGCCAUAUGUCAUGCUUAAGAAGUCUGACAAGGCGCUGGUUGGGAACGACCGUUUCGAAGGAUUCUGCAUUGACUUGCUAAAAGAGCUGGCCAACAUCCUGGGCUUCACAUAUGAGAUCCGUCUGGUUCCUGAUGGGAAAUAUGGCUCUCAGGACGAAAAGGGCCAGUGGAAUGGCAUGAUUAGGGAACUUAUAGAACAUAGAGCAGACUUGGCAGUAGCUCCUCUCACCAUCACCUACAUGCGUGAAAAGGUCAUCGACUUCUCCAAGCCCUUCAUGAGCAUGGGCAUCAGCAUCUUGUAUCGCAAACCCAACGCUACCAACAAUGGCUUCUUCUCAUUCCUGAACCCCAUGACUCCUGAUAUCUGGGUCUACAUCCUGCUGGCCUACCUAGGUGUUAGCUGUGUCCUUUUUGUCAUUGCCAGGUUCAGCCCGUACGAAUGGUACGACGCCCAUCCUUGUAAUCCCGGAUCAGAUGUGGUGGAGAACAACUUCACCCUCCUCAACAGCUUCUGGUUUGGAGUUGGUUCCUUAAUGCAACAAGGCUCAGAAUUGAUGCCCAAAGCCCUGUCGACCAGAAUAAUUGGCGGGAUCUGGUGGUUCUUCACACUCAUCAUCAUAUCAUCCUAUACAGCUAAUUUAGCAGCUUUCCUCACUGUGGAAAGAAUGGACUCCCCUGUGGACUCAGCUGAUGACAUUGCCAAGCAGACCAAGAUUGAGUACGGUGUGGUUAAAGAUGGUGCAACUAUGACUUUCUUCAAGAAAUCUAGGGUUUCUACUUUUGAGAAGAUGUGGGCCUUUAUGAGCAGCAGGCCGAGAACAUCAUUGGUGAAGUCCAUUGAGGAUGGAAUUCAGAGGGUGCUGAAGUCAGACUACGCCCUCAUUACGGAGUCGACCACUAUUGAUUACAUCACGAGGAGGAACUGUAACCUGACACAGGUGGGAGGGAUUAUCGACAGCAAAGGUUACGGCAUCGGCACUCCCCUCGGCUCCCCAUACAGGGACAAAAUCACCAUAGCAAUCUUAAGCAUCUUGGAGGAUGGGCGCCUACACAUGCUGAAGGAGAAGUGGUGGAGUGGGAGCAGCUGCUUGGAUGAAGAGCGUCGUGAGACAGGCCCCAUGGGUAUCCAGAACCUGGGUGGUAUAUUCAUUGUGCUGGCAUCUGGCUUAGUGCUGUCUGUUUUUGUGGCAAUCGCUGAAUUCAUCUACAAGCUAAGGAAGACUGCGGAACAUGAACAGGUCUUUGUGCAGUGCCAUGGUGGACGAGAUCAGACUGUCGUUCACCUGCGAGAGACGGGUGAAACACAAGCCACAGCCUCCAGUCAUGGUGAAGACGGAUGCAGUGAUCAACAUGCACGCUUACAACGACCGACGACUCCCAGGAAAGGACAACUUGAGCUGCAGCACUGGGAUGACUCCCGUAUUCCCAUGACAUUGUGUUCCCCACAGGGCAAGAACCUCCUGAGCAACGUGUCAGGGGUGGUGCCAGAGACUAGAGACAAUGGCAUAGACGGGAUCACCAGAUACUCCAUUAACCACAGUGACAUGGGGACACUAACGAAACACGGGCAUCUCAAAAUGGCAGCAUCAGCCACACAGGUAUGACAACAUUCACCACUAAAAUCCAACUACAAGAGGUAAAAAAAAUAGCUGGAGAGCUUCUGUGGGAAAAAAAAAAAUCAAUUCCUGAAAAGGUGGAACAGUAUACCCAAAUAGUCAGUUUCAAGUCUGAUGUUUACGUGCGCAACACAAAAACACAAGAAAAAACAACUUUCAAGGAAUCCUCAGUCAGUGAAAAGACUGGAAAUUUUGUGUGAGAAUAAGGCCUAAAACAAGAAGAAAGGUUUUGUGGAGAAUGGCAAUAAAUGACAGACAUACAAUGCAAGGAGGACAAAGAAGAGAAGUUUUCAUUGAAGAUGAGUUCUGCCACACGUGAAAAUUGUGACAUAAAAAAAUUCUUACCUUUAUCCUGUUUAUUUAAUUUUUUGAAUGGCCUUUUGACAGCAGAAAAUAAUGUUACCUCAAACAUGUUGUCUAGGCUAGAAUGGUUGUCUUUGAAUCACAAGCUGUAGGAAUACCCAUUUAGCAUCUGCAGUAUUGUUACUGGUGGAAAGCCACAGCAAGAUGUGGAUCAGUAAAUUUAAGUUUGUCGUAACUGUGAUGUGUAAUUAACUAUAUUGUUAGACACAAGCAAUCCAUCACUGAUGCAAAGUGGAUUGUGGAGAAAUCUAUAUUACAAACAAGAGAUUCCACCAUGUACUAUUGGAUCUUAUUGUUAUGGGAUUCAAUUCAUUUGAAGUACAUUUUAAGUCAAAUGAUUUUGUACAUGAUUGAAUUUUAAUCAGUAACAAUAUUGAUAGCCAAAGAUCUGACCAUUCAAUAGAACUAUGUACAGAAAGAGCCACUACUGUUCACUUAGUUUUUUAGGGCACUCAUUUUUGUGUUUAAUGCAAAGCAAAUUGAUGUGGUUUUUCCAGCCAUUCAGGGUAGUACGUAUCCAAAGUAAAUUGUAUUUGGCACAGUUGUGGCAUUGUAUAUUUGCUGGUUUUUUAAACCAGAUCACCUCAAAAUAUCAUUACCAACACUGUAAUGUAAAACAAUUAUUGCAUAAACAAUAGAAUACUUUCUUGAUCAGAUGUCUUUCUUGAAACAAACCUGGGUGCUGUGUAAUUUCCAAAUGGAUAAUCAUGGAAAUAUUGGGCAUUUAUAUGAACCGAUUUCUAAUAAUGAAAUGGUAGCAUGUACCACUGUACUUUUCCAAAACCUCCAUGUAUUGACUGGGUUGGAAGGCAUUAGAUCAGGCGUUUCUGUUAAUAUCUAAGAUAAGUAAAGAACUGCAAGGCACAGAGACAAAAGGUAAGCGACUGUGACCUUAAAACGUAAGUGCAUUUUUUGAGUGCAUUUAAUCACGACCUUCAUUAAACUAUGUCCUGGUCUUUGUCCAUGUGUGGCCACAGAACCACUGAAUGUUCCAGGUACUUCUGAACUUUUUUUUUUUGAGCAGUUCGUUUCUCAGAUGUGAUCUAGAGGCUCUUUGGCAGAAAAAUGGUUGCUUUGCAUUAAAAAAAAACUAAGAAGGGGUUGGUUUUAAGGCAGAAAAGAAAUAUUUUGGGGUUAUCAAGUUGUUUUUCUGUUCAAUUUACCUGAUGGACUGAGUCAAUCCAUACUUGUGUGUCAACACGUGAAAGACAAUGUGGUGAAUAGACAAAAGACAGUUGAUAAUUUUGUGUGUUCGUGGUGACUUUAAUGCCUACAUUGAGUAUGUGUAUAUCUUCAGCAAGUGUCACACCGAAGGAAGAUUCGAGGAGUCUGUGAGCUGCAGUCACCUGGGAGCUGAACGAACAGCAAACCUCUGUGAGGUUUACGUUGUUGAAAUACAGAGACAAAAAAGAAAAAAAACUUAACUAUCUAUGAUUCAAGGAAACUCCAAUCUGUAAAACUUAGCAUUGGUUUGGUAGAGAUUCACUGUAUAAUUGUUUAUUGAUUCCCUUCUGCAAAGUAGAGUAUGUAGAUAAGAUCAGCAGGAGAAAAUGUAUUUUGCUAAAUUUAUACUGUUAUAAAUGAAUUCUGUUCACAGUCAAAUAUGUUCUAGAUGCUAUUUAUUUCAUUAGAGAGGUCACUUUAACCUACUCCCUCACUUUAUCCCAGUUCCACAGCCCCAAAUGUUGUUUAUUUAUUUAAUGGAAAUGCAUUAUAAUAUGGUAUAUUGGAUUACUAUCAUCCAAAUGGGAAAAUGUAUGUAAAUCUUCUUUUAUGAUGGCUAAUAUAUUUCUACAAGGUGAACAUGAAAUGGAGAUAGCGAGCUUCCCCAACAGUGUAGGGUACACUCUCUUAGACUAGGUUUAUCUUAUAUAAGUGGACCUUACUCUUCAUGAAAUCUGGAUUGCAACUUGGUAUACAGUAUGGCUGAUUUGCAGUUAUACUAUAUUACUGCUACCCUCGUGUGUACUGUAGCUUUUUCAUGCAGGUGAUUCAAAGACUCCAGAUUGCUCGUAUUUCACCUCUGUAAUAUGUGAAAAUAAUUAAAAAUGUCAUCAUAAUCAAAAAUUAGUUGGAAUUACCACAGGGUUUAUGAUUUGGCUGAUUCAGUCAGUUUGACUACUGGAUAUAUACAUCUUUUUUUUAAUAAAUUAAUGUGAAUAAUACUGUCAUUUUACACAAAAAUUGUAUGAAAUGUGAGAGAAAAGUAACGCAAAAUGUAAGCUACAUAACCUGUGUUCCAUUAGCAGUGUGUGAUACGAGUUUUGAUUUUCCAGCGGUCAUGACGGUAUGCCUUUUUAUGUAUACCUUUCUUUUGUUUUGCAAAGCUUCUCUCAUUUAGCAGAAAACCUCUCAAACAAUACGAUAAAUAUGUUGGUGCCAACCAGGGUUUUCUUUGUGCACAUGCAGAAUUUCUAUGAAUAUAGUUUUUGUAAGGUUUUGUAAGAAAAAAAGGAAAAAAAGAUUUUGUUUUCCUAGUAACUAUAUGUGUUAAAAGAACAUUAGAAUAACCGACAUCUGAGUAAAACAUGGGGAAAAUGAACAAAGUACUAUAGAAAAGCUAUUGAAUUAUUUUCUUUUUAACACACUGUGAAUAAUUCAAUUGUACAGUUUGCUGUAUGGGUUAUAUGAAGUUUUAAAUAAAAAAUACAAACUAUA